This is a messenger RNA of Raphanus sativus (radish), 1192 nucleotides long. RefSeq names its product ethylene-responsive transcription factor ERF109. The coding region runs from base 108 to 938 and encodes 276 amino acids. The transcript has a single exon. The record is from RefSeq and is a predicted model, not a curated record. Gene Ontology annotation, biological process: ethylene-activated signaling pathway; regulation of DNA-templated transcription. NCBI's taxonomy places the organism in Eukaryota, Viridiplantae, Streptophyta, Magnoliopsida, Brassicales, Brassicaceae. Gene Ontology annotation, molecular function: DNA binding; DNA-binding transcription factor activity.
UUCAGUUUCCCCAAAAGCAAACAAAAAAAAAAAAAAUACAAAUCACUUCAUCAUCUCCAGGUGCUUUGAACACUUCACACAGUCAACAACAAAACUCGAAAAUCAAAAUGCAUUAUCCUCACAACAGACCCGAAUUCGUCGGAGCUCCACCUUCGGAUCGCGAUUUGACCCGGUAUCAUCAUCGGGAGCAGUUGUCACCGGAGCAAGAACUAUCCGUUAUGGUCUCCGCUUUGCAGCACGUGAUCUCAGGGGAAAACGAAACGGCGCCGUAUCAGGGCUUCUCCAGUACCGAUAGCACGGUGAUAAGCGCGGGAAUGCCUCGGUCGGAUUCCGACACUUGCCAAGUGUGCAGGAUCGACGGUUGUCUCGGCUGCAACUACUUUUUCGCGCCAAAUCAGAGAAUCGAAAACAGAGUUGAAGAAGAAGGGAUUAGUAGUAGUAGUAGAGGAAGAGAGAGUCCCGUGGCGACGGGGAAGAAAGCAGCGGAAGGAGGAGGGAAAGUGAGGAAGAGGAAGAACAAGAAGAACGGGUACAGAGGAGUUAGGCAGAGACCUUGGGGUAAAUUUGCAGCUGAGAUCAGAGAUCCUAAGAGAGCGACACGUGUCUGGCUCGGCACUUUCGAGACAGCCGAGGACGCAGCUCGAGCAUACGAUAGAGCAGCUAUUGGGUUCCGUGGGCCGCGGGCUAAACUCAACUUCCCGUUUAUGGAUUACACUUCUUCCCCUGUGGCUGCUGACAAUGUAGGAACGAGUGCGAGUGUGAAUGCAAGUGCGAGUGCGAGUACGAGCGUAAGCGCAGGGGAUUCUGCGGAAACAGAGCAAUGGCGUGGAGGAGGAGAUUGUGAUAUGGAUGAAUAUUUGAAGAUGAUGAUGAUGAUGGAUUUUGGGAGUGGAGAUUCUUCUGAUUCAGGGAACACUAUUGCUGAUAUGUUCCAGUGAUGGAAAAUUUGAUUCUUCUCAGAACAACUUUUCUCGAAUUUGUUUGGUUCAUAAAAAAUGAGCUCUUUCUUUGUUAUAGUUUAGUGCAAGAAAAGAGUUGACACUGGAAUGACUUGUUCAAAAGCGAGCAAGCUUCUUGGUUUGUUUUGACUUAAAUUGGGCAAAGGCCAUGUAAUUACUAGUGUCUCAAACUUGUAUUAUUGGUCGGUUCUAUGUUCUUACUUCUUAUUAAAAAAAAAGUUGAGUUCAAACCA